AUGACUACCGACCGGCAGCGCGUGGGCAUCUCCAUCGAUUUCCUCCUCAAUUUCACGAAUCCUUCGGGGUAUCGCCCAUCCGCUGCGAUCGCCGCCGAAGCCACGGAACUCGACGAUGCAGAUGGCGAAGCACACGUACAACCACACGAUCAAGAUCAACACAUGGCGCAUGAGCAGUCGUUCUUCGAAUUUGCCGACUUACCUUCUGUCUUCUUCGGUUUCCCUUUCCUGGUGUCGGGGAGAGAAGUAGACUACGCGUCUCCGAUCAUAAGCGAUGGUCUGACACCUGAACUGGAAGAUGCGUACGCCUUGGAACGCGAUGCUGGAGCGUGGUGA
This is a messenger RNA of Alternaria ethzedia, 336 nucleotides long. RefSeq lists its product as uncharacterized. Bases 1 to 336 code for a protein of 111 amino acids. The record is from RefSeq and is a predicted model, not a curated record. The transcript is spliced from 3 exons. Lineage: Eukaryota; Fungi; Ascomycota; Dothideomycetes; Pleosporales; Pleosporaceae.